AGAAGAGAGAAAAGAGAGUUGGAGAUGGGGAGGGGGAAGAUAGAGAUCAAGAAGAUAGAGAAUCCUAACAGGCAGGUGACCUACUCCAAGAGGAGGACGGGGAUCAUGAAGAAGGCUAAGGAGCUGACGGUGCUUUGCGAUGCUGAGGUCUCGCUUAUCAUGUUCUCCAGCACCGGCAAGUUCUCCGAGUAUUGCAGCCCCCUUUCCGACACCAAGACCAUAUUUGAUCGCUACCAGCAGGUGUCAGGGAUCAACCUGUGGAGCGCCCAAUACGAGAAAAUGCAAAACACUUUGAACCAUCUGAGGGAGAUCAACCAGAACCUCCGCAGAGAAAUAAGGCAGCGGAUGGGUGAAGAUCUCGACAGUUUGGGCAUCCAUGAACUGCGCGGUCUUGAGCAAAAUUUAGAUGAGGCUUUGAAGGUUGUUCGUCACAGAAAAUACCAUGUGAUCACCACGCAGACGGAUACCUACAAGAAAAAGUUGAAGAACUCUAAUGAAGCUCACAAAAAUUUACUGCAUGAACUUGAAAUGAAGGACGAGCACCCAGUUUAUGGUUUUGUGGAUGAUGACCCUAGCAACUACGCAGGUGCACUAGCUCUUGCCAAUGGGGCUUCCCACAUGUAUGCUUUCCGUGUUCAGCCGAGCCAGCCGAAUCUCCAUCGAAUGGGGUUUGGCUCCCAUGACCUGCGCCUUGCUUGAUUUUAUUGUAGCUUAAAGACCUUACAACUUCCAGAGUGGUGUUAUAUAUUAGUAUCUUAAGCUAUGACAGUGGUAAGCCUCUCUAUCCGCUACUUGUUAUCCUUUAGGUACUUUGCAUGUGGUGCAAGGUUAUAAUUGCCUUGUGUUUCUAUUGUCUUCCUCAUGGUACUUACUGGACUGAUGAUGUCAAGUGAAAUGGAGUUGUUUGAAUCCUGACUGAAA
Messenger RNA from Elaeis guineensis (African oil palm), 921 nucleotides. RefSeq names its product MADS-box transcription factor 16 (gene DEF1). Gene Ontology annotation, cellular component: nucleus. Lineage: Eukaryota; Viridiplantae; Streptophyta; Magnoliopsida; Arecales; Arecaceae. Gene Ontology annotation, biological process: positive regulation of transcription by RNA polymerase II. The record is from RefSeq and is marked provisional. Gene Ontology annotation, molecular function: RNA polymerase II transcription regulatory region sequence-specific DNA binding; protein dimerization activity; DNA-binding transcription factor activity.